UCAAGAAGAAGAAGUACCAGUAACAGAAGAAGAAGAAGAAGAAAAAAGCUAUAGCAUCCAACAUGGCGGCGGAGCCGAAGGCUUUGAUGCAAAGCCAGCAGAGCUGGACAGAUGACCUGCCUCUGUGUCAGAUGUGUGGGGUCGGCACAGCGCCCAACUGUGUGUACAGCCCCGAUGGGAAAGGAACUCAGAGCCACCCCAUGGAAGAUAGACAUCUCAGGCUGAGAGGCGAGGAAGGCUGUUUCCUUUAUGCCGUUUUUAACGGUUAUGAUGGCAACAGAGUGGCGGACUUUGCAGCCCAGUGCCUGACAGCUGAACUCCUACUUGGGCAGCUAAACUCAAGUCACACGGACAACGACGUCCGCAGGAUCCUCAUUCAGGCCUUUGAUGCGGUGGAGAAGAGUUACUUUAGUACAAUAGACGAGGCUUUGGCUAGGAAAGCCCACCUUUCCAACUACGUCAUGCCACACAAUGAGAGUCAGAAGGUCCAGGAGCGCCUGAAGGAGUUGGAGCAGGAGGUGUCAGGAGGAGCUACGACUGUGGUGGCACUGAUUCUCAGCAAUAAGCUCUACAUCGCCAAUGUUGGUACAAACAGAGUUCUGCUCUGUAAGUCCAGCAGCGACGGCCAGAACCAGGUUCUUCAGAUUGGACGGCCACAUAGUACUGACAAUGAGGAGGAGCUACAAAGGCUUGCUGCCCUGGGUGUGGACACGGCCCGCAUAAGACAAGCAGGACAAAUAGCUGGACAGAACAGCACCAGGAGGCUGGGAGACUACAGACUAAAGAUUAACUACAAUGAAAUAGAUCUGCUCAGUGUGGCCACUGCGAAGCCCAUCAUCGCUGAGCCAGAGAUCCCUGGCAGCCACUCUCUGGACAAUGUUACUGGAUUCUUGCUGUUGAUGUCAGAGGGCCUAAUAAAUGCCCUUGAGUCUGCCCAUGGUCCAGAACAGGUCAAUCAGGAAAUUGUGGCCAUGGUAGCAGCAGAGCUGGCCCAGCAGUCCAGUUUGGAGGCAGUGGCUCAGUCUGUGGUGGAGAGGGUCAAGAGGCUUCACCACGACGUCUUCGCGUCCGGACGUCAGAGAGCAGCCUACUGCUCUCGACACGAGGACAUGACCCUGCUCAUUCGCACAAUAAAUUACCCGCUGGCGGAUGCAGCGCUCACACCCACACAAGGUGGUCGUAUCUAUCCAGUUUCAGUACCGUAUUCUAACAGCCAGAGCACCAGUAAAACCAGCGUGACCCUCUCGCUGGUGAUGCCAUCUCAAGGUACCCUAACCAACGGGACUAACACCGCCUCCACAUUAGAAGAAGGCACCCCCACACCCGGCAGUCAGAGCCCCACAGCCACGCUGCAGUCCACCAACACCCAGACACAGAGCUCCAGCUCCAGCUCAGGAGAUGGAAGCCUCUUUCGUCAGAGGGGGAGCCAGGCAGCGCAGCCCGAUGAGACGGGCAGGGUCCCCCCCUACGUGGACUUCAGUCAGUUUUACCGACUGUGGGGAGCAGACAACAGCGACAGCCGAGGCCCUCUGGGAGGCCUGGGACCGCAGUGAGGAGAAAGGUCUGCAGGUUUUGGCUACAAGAGGGGCAGGAACUAUGAGAACAGUUUACUAUUAUUAUUUGUUUUUACAUGUGGAAUAAUGAACAAUAACCCAAUGAUGUACUGCAAAAGAAACUAAAUGACCUUAUGCAGGUUUGUGGAAAUAACUUGGAAGGGACUGAGCUUCCUAUUAUUUUGCAAUGAAACUAUGAGGAAGUGGUGUCACCCCACACCAAGUUAAUGUUUGCUUUUCUUUAAAACACAAGCCGUCACGAUUCAGUAACUGUGAUACAGGUUGUUGAAGUUUUUGGUGAAUGCAAAUCCAGGACCUGGGCGAUAAUGUUCUUCAAGGCCUUAAACUGUAAUGAGUGAAUGAAUGAAUAUGAAAGUACUUUUUUUAUUUGCUGUCAAAAUAUAUUCUAUCUUCAGAUAAUUUAA
Fundulus heteroclitus (mummichog) is the source of this 1978-nucleotide messenger RNA. RefSeq names its product TGF-beta activated kinase 1/MAP3K7 binding protein 1 (gene tab1). Gene Ontology annotation, cellular component: cytosol. Lineage: Eukaryota; Metazoa; Chordata; Actinopteri; Cyprinodontiformes; Fundulidae. The transcript is spliced from 11 exons. Gene Ontology annotation, biological process: protein dephosphorylation. The record is from RefSeq and is a predicted model, not a curated record. Gene Ontology annotation, molecular function: protein serine/threonine phosphatase activity. The coding region runs from base 63 to 1553 and encodes 496 amino acids.